Limanda limanda (common dab) is the source of this 2270-nucleotide messenger RNA. It is a transcript of the gene thap11, whose product is annotated as THAP domain containing 11. Gene Ontology annotation, cellular component: nucleoplasm. NCBI's taxonomy places the organism in Eukaryota, Metazoa, Chordata, Actinopteri, Pleuronectiformes, Pleuronectidae. The transcript has a single exon. The record is from RefSeq and is a predicted model, not a curated record. Gene Ontology annotation, biological process: regulation of transcription by RNA polymerase II. Gene Ontology annotation, molecular function: RNA polymerase II cis-regulatory region sequence-specific DNA binding. The coding region runs from base 288 to 1097 and encodes 269 amino acids.
CUCAAAGGAGGACGGGUGAACACCGCGAAGAACAAAACCACACAUUCACCAUCAUAAAUAAAACACCAGCCUCUACUCCAGCAUAAGAACGAGCCCCGGGACCGUUCGGGGGGAUCCGGUCGCCGCCCGGAGAACAUCGGCUCAGUUUCGGGUGAAAACUAAACAGGAAGUCGUGAGCUUUGUGGGACGUGUAGUUCCGCUCGCAGGCCGCGGAGCUUCACAACAACGCGCAGAAUAAAGAAAAACAACAAUAAAAUAAUCGAAGCUUCGCCGCUGCGGAGGUCACCAUGCCCGGCUUUACGUGCUGCGUGCCCGGUUGCUACAACAACUCGCACCGGGACCGGGACCUGCGGUUCUACACGUUCCCCAAGGACCCGGCGCUGCGGGAGCUGUGGCUGAGGAACAUCUCCCGGGCCGGGGUCAGCGGCUGCUUCAGCACCUUCCAGCCCACCACGGGCCACCGGGUCUGCAGCGUGCACUUCGCCGGCGGGAGGAAGACCUACAGCAUCCGGGUGCCGUCCCUCUUCCCGCUGCGGGGCGUGAACGAGCGACGGAGCCGGCGGGGCCGAGGCAGGAAGGUGUCCGCCGGGGGGGCUGCCACCUCCGGGAUCGUCAUCACCAGCGUGCUAGGCAACACGGGGGACGGAGCCGAGGGCGUCGAGGCGAGCGACGACACCAUCACCGUGGUGCAGAUCGGCCAGAACGGGGAGUACCUGGGCACGGCCCGGCUGCCCGCCCCGUCGGAGGCGACCUGCUACACGGCUGCGACCGCCAGCGCGGACGAGCUCAACGCGGACGACUCGUCGGUGGACGCCGCGUCCAUCCUGCAGCAGCUGCCGGUGCAGUACGUCAGCGUGACCAGCAGCCCGCUGGACCACUCGUACUCGCUGACCACCGGCACCACGUCCACCGAGCUGCUGCGGAAGCUGAACGAGCAGCGGGACAUCAUCGCCCUGAUGGAGGUGAAGAUGAAGGAGAUGAAGGCGAGCAUCCGUCAGCUGCGCGUGGCCGAGGCCAAGCUGCAGGAGGAGGUGCGGGAGCGGGACCGGCUGCUGUACGGCAACUCGGUGGCUCUCAGCGUCCGGAAGAAAGUGUGAAGGGUGACACAUCACCGGAGACCACCCGGCACAGAGACUCGGACUACCGCAGAGACCACCGAGGGGUCCUGGACACAGCAGAUCCAGACCUAUUUUGUAUAAAACUGCGAGCGAUGACAAUUUAAUUUUCAUCAAGUAGAGUUGAUUUUUCGUAGGCCUGUUAAAAGAAAGUUGGCUGCCUAGUUUAUGUAGCUGAUAGUAAUAAGUGCAUUGCUAAUCACAUACAAACAUGAGAAGUCCACUAUUGACCUGCAGCAGAGCCAAGGUCAAAAUCGUGUUUUAUUCAUUCAACAGGUUGGACGGACUCACCACAUAUUUACACCAGAAGUGAUGCUAAAAGCGGCCUAGUUGCAUUUAAAGUUUUUCUCCUGAAGCUUCUCUCUAACACAGUUUUAACAUUUGAACUGAAAACCUCUCAUUAGCUUGUGGAGGUCAUAUAAGGUAAACCACGGUAAAGAAUCUAUAGGAUUUCAUUUUAUAACCAGAACACUAUCCUUGGCACAUUUAGGCUGUUGGUCAUAAACUUAUGACUUUAUCUGAGUUGCCUUCAAAGUUGUUUUAUUUUUGAUGCUGACAACUUCUGCACGACCAGAAAGUAAACUUUAAUGAAUUCCUUAAGACUUGAAAGGGCACUCAAAAGAUGGAAUCCUAUUACAGGAUGGUUGUUGCAUUAAGUCAAUUUGGACUUUUUUCCUGAAGAAAUCUUAAGAGAAGCACCAAAAAAACCUUUUUCUCAAGAUACCUUAUGCAACUGAAAUAUGUGCGUCUGUCUCCGAGGUUGUUCAGCGAAACAGCGCCUGUGUGACUUAUUAUUGUAUGUGCCUGUUUAUGGUCAGAUUGUUUUUCUCUCUCACAAAACAUUAGUGGCUUCAUCUCUCUGUCCUGUUCAUGAGCGUUUCAUGCACUGGAGGUCAGGCUCAUUUCAGAUUCUUCAACUUUGUCCGACAGCUAUGAUCUGCCCUCAUUUGAAGGAAAUUUCAUUUUGAAAUGGCACCGACUAAUUUCAGAUGUGUCCUGACUUUGUCGAGUGUCACAGUAAUGAAACAGACUAGGUCAGAAGAUCCUGGUGUACUCAAUGUUUUUACCUUUGAGUAAAAACCCACGGGGCUGCACUGAGGGCUUUUGUUUGGACUCUUUAUAGGAAAGAUGAAAUAAAAAAAAUAUUUAAAAGUU